AAAACCGUAAUGGGCGUAUCUUCAUGGGCUAUCUGGGUUGUUAUAAGAUCUUUGUUGAGGGCGACGGCUCAGUCAAUAACAGUUACUAACAUCGCAUUCAGUUAGUAAGUGCAGUAAUGAAGAAGCCCAGCUAUCCUUUGGCUGUGCUUUGCCUUUCCGUCCUGCUGCUUCAUGCCCACCUCUCCCUGGCCAAAAGAGGGGGAGGAGGCUUUGGUGGGAAAUCCAGCUUUGGGAAGAAAACCCCCUCCACCUCCAACCGUGGAACCAACACCCAACAUAGACCCAACCAAGGAACCAACAAUCAGCCAGGGAACUAUCCUCGCCAGCCCCAGAACCCCCAGCAACCAGGGGGGUACCCCCAGCAGCCGGGAGGUUACCCACAGCAACCAGGGGGGUACCCUCAACAGCCAGGCAGGGGAGGGUACCCUAACCAAGGUGGGUACCCUAACCAAGGUGGGUACCCUAACCAAGGUGGGUACCCUGCUGGAGGAUAUGGUGGCGGGUACGGUGGCGGUUAUGGUGGCGGGUAUGGUGGCGGUUAUGGUGGCGGGUACGGUGGCGGUUACAUGAACCAAAACCCAAACAACCGGAUCCUCAGCCCAGGUUACGGGGGCAGCUAUGGGUAUGGGGGAUAUGGCGGUGCGGGUGGCUCCCCGUUCUCCCGCUCUGUGCAGGGCAUGGGGCUGGGCCCGUCGCAGCAGUCUCGGGGAUUUGGACGAAAUGCAGCCAUGGCGGCCGGGGCUGGGGUUGUGGCUGGGAUGGCACUGGGGUAUGGCCUUGGCCGGUUCCCCCGGCCUCACUUUAACUUCCACAACCCCCAGGAGGAGUACUACUAUAACAACUACAUGUACAGGAAUUACGGCAGGAAAUCCACAGAUCAGAAUGACUACAGCAGGGACUACCGCUUCAGCCCGCCUCCUCAGUCCUUUGAUGACUACAUGGGGUCCUGUAUGAAGAGGGCUGACCUGCUGAGAAGUGGAAAGAAUGCCGGAUCAGAGAAAAGAGCCGGUGAGAGUUUAUUCCCACUGGGAGCUCCUGACACACCCAACACUCAGGGAACCCAGCCCAGUGGAGGUGGCAUUGCAGUUGAAGAGAAAAGGGAAGAGCAAGCCCCCGUCCGUGGAGGUCCCACCAGUAUGACUGACACUGGCUCCACUCCUGCACCGGGCAGCGGGCCCAGAAACAGCUCAGCCACUGAGGCCGUUCCCACCGCGGGUAACGUCACAGCCAUGUCAGAUAAGCCUUUAACCCCUCGAUCCAAUCCUCCAACUCCCCGUCCUGACAACCACCUCCCCCCGAAUGUACCGGAGCCUGAGGAUGACGAGGAUGAAGAUACAGUCAGCAUUUCUGAGAUUGGCUACCCAGCGUUGAUAGAGCAGAUGAAGGCUCGAAAGUGUGUGGAGCUUUACAUGGUUUACUCACUACGCUUCUUGGAGAAAAGGAAACUGGAGGACGAGAAUAACCAGCGACGGGGGAGACCUACAGGGGGAGGGGACAGUCUGUCUGGUGGAUAUCAGGCGCUGAUGACCGUACUCACCUCUACUGCCCUACUCUUUCUGAACAGCAACCUGCUGCUACUGCAGUGAGACAGAGAGAAAUGGAUGGGAGGAGAAAGGACACUGUGUUCUCUGCCACGCCCUGUGAGUUAGUCUGGAUGGGCUACUAGAAGGGAAGGAUGGAUGGAGAGAAGGCUUUGAACCAAGCCUAAUGAAUCUCUCCGUCAUAAUGGAAAUUGAUCUGAUUCAUAAUUUAUUUUCUCCUGUAUUUAUUUAUCAUGAAUUGUUCUAUUAUUUGAAUAUCUAUUAAUGCUCCUGUGUUAUUAGAAUGCAGUCCAUUUCCACAUUAAAAGGAUUGGAUUGGCUCCUGGUGUUUCUAGGCAUGGUACAUUAUUUUUUUGUUAAGGUUCAGCAGGGACUGGCCCGAUCUGGAACUGACCAACACCAGCUUUUAACACCCAGUUCCCGGCACUAAUAGGGAUUCCUGGAAGAGCAUUUAGAUGACUAGUGGGAAACGGCCCAUUCAGUCCAUUUACAUCACAUUAAUUGGCUUUGUGGGCCCAGAUGGGAUCAUAUUUCCAGGCAGGCUGGAUCUGUUAGAGUGUGUGUGUGUUUGAUGAUAUACUGUGUGUUUUGAUGCUUAUGUACAUAUUUAAAUAGACUGAUGUAAAUAUUGAUUGGAUUAAGAUGAAUCUUGUUGACAUUGGUGAAAGCAAAUAUUAACAACCAUAUCAACCCCUGCUGUGUAACAUCAGCUGGGGGAGAGAGAGAGAGAGAGAGAGGGGGGAGAGAGAG
Esox lucius (northern pike) is the source of this 2291-nucleotide messenger RNA. RefSeq names its product prisilkin-39. The transcript has 2 exons. NCBI's taxonomy places the organism in Eukaryota, Metazoa, Chordata, Actinopteri, Esociformes, Esocidae. Gene Ontology annotation, cellular component: membrane. Bases 117 to 1586 code for a protein of 489 amino acids. Gene Ontology annotation, biological process: protein homooligomerization. The record is from RefSeq and is a predicted model, not a curated record.